Messenger RNA from Aureobasidium subglaciale EXF-2481, 1766 nucleotides. RefSeq lists its product as uncharacterized. The record is from RefSeq and is a predicted model, not a curated record. Gene Ontology annotation, biological process: Arp2/3 complex-mediated actin nucleation. Gene Ontology annotation, cellular component: Arp2/3 protein complex; actin cortical patch. Gene Ontology annotation, molecular function: actin filament binding. Bases 144 to 1430 code for a protein of 428 amino acids. Lineage: Eukaryota; Fungi; Ascomycota; Dothideomycetes; Dothideales; Saccotheciaceae. The transcript has 5 exons.
GCCCUGAGAGCCAACGCGACAUUGGGAGGUUGCACUAUCUUGAUACCUCAUACGUCUUUGCUCGAUACUCGCUCUCCUCUAGGCCAUUGACCCUCGGUCUAUCUCUAUAAUCAAUCCAGACACCUCGCGACGCUCCGGUCAAGAUGGCCAACCAAACUCCAGCCGUUGUCAUGGACAACGGUACGGGUUAUACAAAGCUCGGUUUCGCCGGCAAUGACUCUCCGUCCUUCGUCUUCCCUACCGCCAUUGCUACGAAGGGCCCAACCAGUGGCUCCGCCGGCCGCUCGGGAAGACCUGGUGGCGGCAACAAUGCUUCGAUGCUUUCUGGAAAGAGAGGUACAGAGGAUCUUGACUACUUCAUCGGCGACGAGGCUCUAGCCGCUUCAAGUGGUCCUGGCUACGGCCUUCACUACCCAAUUCGCCAUGGUCAAGUCGAGAACUGGGACCAAAUGGAACGCUUCUGGUCCAACUCCAUCUUCAAAUACCUCCGUGUCGAGCCCGAAGACCACCACUUCCUCCUUACCGAACCUCCACUCAACCCUCCGGAGAAUCGUGAAGCCACCGCCGAGAUCAUGUUCGAAUCGUUCAACGUCGCCGGUCUCUAUAUCGCUGUCCAGGCUGUACUGGCCCUUGCCGCUUCAUGGACUUCGUCAAAGGUUCAGGAUCGCUCUCUUACCGGUACCGUUAUCGACUCCGGAGAGGGUGUCACCCACGUUAUCCCAGUUGCCGAGGGUUAUGUCAUCGGUUCUUCCAUCAAGAGUGUGCCCAUCGCUGGUCGUGAUAUUACCUACUUCGUUCAAAGCCUCCUCCGCGACAGAGGCGAGCCCGACAGCUCUCUCAAGACGGCCGAGAAGAUUAAGGAGGAGUUCUGCUAUGUCUGCCCCGACAUCGUCAAGGAAUUCGCACGUUACGACCGUGAGCCAGAACGAUUCGGCAAGCACACCAUCAACUACCCGAAUGGCCGCAAUGCUGUUGUGGAUGUCGGCUACGAGCGUUUCCUUGCUCCCGAAAUCUUCUUCAACCCUGAGAUCUACUCAUCUGACUUCUUGACCCCAUUGCCCAACAUUGUCGACACUGUCAUCCAACAAUCGCCCAUCGAUGUCAGAAGAGGACUUUACAAGAACAUUGUGUUGUCUGGUGGUUCUACUCUCUACGAGAACUUCGGUCGCAGACUCCAGCGUGACAUCAGACAUCUGGUAGAUGCCCGUAUCCAAGCUAGCGAGGCUCGUAGCGGUGGUGCCAAGUCGGGUGGUCUUGAUGUCCAGGUCAUUACUCACAAGCGACAACGUCACGGUCCCUGGUUCGGUGGUAGUUUGUUGGGUCAGACUCCCGAAUUCAGGAGCUACUGUCACACAAAGGCAGAAUACGACGAGUACGGUCCUUCAAUAGUCAGAAGAUUCGCUCUCAUAGGUGGCCCUGGAAGCACCUAGAGUGCACGUGUAGAUUAUACGCUUUGUUCAAAAUAAAUCAACAAAACAUUCUCAAUUACCCUCCGAAAGAAUUCUCCAGUCUCUGCACACAUCAGCGCAUCAUCAUUGUCAAGAAGCGAUCCAAUAUCCAGUCUCAGAAUGACAAGGACUGCCUUCAUCAGGCAAAUUAAGAUGGACAGAUCAGCUGCGAAAAUCAAUAAUAUGCACAUGAAGAGGGUUACCUACUGCGAUGCGCAUGUUACCGCUAUUCAAGUAUCGUCUCGGCGUGCAUGUUUACGACAAGUUGAGCUCGAGGUCGGUUACACCAUGUAUCCCUAAAAAUAAAAAGAGUCGUGG